This is a messenger RNA of Rhizoctonia solani, 924 nucleotides long. RefSeq lists its product as uncharacterized. Bases 1 to 924 code for a protein of 307 amino acids. The record is from RefSeq and is a predicted model, not a curated record. The transcript is spliced from 4 exons. NCBI's taxonomy places the organism in Eukaryota, Fungi, Basidiomycota, Agaricomycetes, Cantharellales, Ceratobasidiaceae.
AUGCAUCCCUCCUGCCGGCGUUAUCCAUUGCCUGCACGCCCAGUCCGUGAACCAGGUACCCAGCCGAGGACAGUUGUACAAUGGGGUUCAUCCUAUCAGCAGGGCGUGCAUAACUUUGCGUUCAAGCACGAGUUGGCAGCUGCUCUUCUUGAAAGGCGUAACUGCUGUAAUGUACUGGCGCGCAUUGCCAAUCAUUUUGCAUUUGUAAAUGCAGGCACGUUUGACAUGGUUUGCCUGCGGGAUGACAAUGAUCUACAUCACUUUGGCCCAAUUGAGAUGCUUGCAUAUAUCGCGCCUCUCAACUGUGGCCGUCGCAGAGGCUGUAGGUACCUCUCGGGUCAUACACCUCUUUACCGGCGCAGUCAUCCCCAUGUCUGGUGGCUAGAAGUCUGGAUUUACGGCAAAGAAUCAAACACCAUGUACAUGCUUCAACACCCCAACCCAGCGUACAAGCCAAUUUAUAUGGAGACUGUACAAGACUGGAAUAAUGGCCCUCCCGGAGAGUCAAGUAAGCUCAAGCUAUUCCAGUCUGUAGACCUCAGUGCGCCACGCCCUCAUUGGAUGAGCCCAUGGGUGUUCAAAAUGCUGCUCCUUGAAACCCGCUUGAUUGUGCAAGGAACGUCCUACCCUUUGGAGGGGACCGAUGAUGAACAAGAUGCGGAUGGAGUGAGUGAUGCCGGGUCACUUGUUGACCAUGUUAAUGAGCAUCAAGUUCCUACCUCAUCAUCGUGGGAUUGGGACUUGCCUUCCUCCGCUCAGGAAAGGGAGGAUCUACCGGAGGCAGAGGAUACGUACGUCCCUAGCCCCCUGUUUACUGAACAGGAAUCCAACAAUGGUGCAGGAUGGAGUCCUGUUUUCACCGGUGACAAUGAUGACGUGGGCAGCGUUGCAACUGGUUCGCCGUUGUUUACCGAGGAGGAUUGA